UUUCCGCUAUGAAGAAACAUUAAGAGAGGCUACCUUUUUCAUUUUUAAAAACAUCCUUUAAAGCUCGAAUCGAAUUUUGAAGUAGUCUAUUUGAGAACAUGGUUUAUGUAAGGUUACUUGACUUCAGAAAAUCAGAACAUCGGAUUCACAUUGUGCACACGUUUUAAUGUGAACCCUCCUGUACUUCAGUGCCGUGUGCUACUGUGUGCAAUGUGAAAAGUCGUGAAGCCACAUCACAAUCGUAACACCCGUGCAUAUUCCCAAAGCACUAAAGACAACGUGUUAUUAUGGAAGAAGAAGAGGAUUAUUUGACGUGUGGUAAAUGUAUGUCUGAGUUUCGACUGGAUAGGAUCACAUCUUUUAUUGAACAUAAAAAACAAAACUGUCAGGAAUCUGUGGAAACAGCUGCUACUUCAAAUGCUGAGUUGGUUUGUGGUUCCUGUCCUCAGGGAUUUAUGACAGCAGUUGGACUACUCAGACAUGCUCAAACAAUCCAUAAGUUUAAACUGUUUCUUCAAAGAAGUUCUGGUAUAACAGGGAUUCAAGAGGUUACUGUAUCUCAAGAAACAGAUGCAGCAAAAAGAAUGAUAGAUCAGUCUAUGAUUCAUUCCAUUAGGCAGUCCUUAGACAGGUCUUUAGAAAGGGAUGAUCAGUUAGAAAAUGGGUCUGAAGGAAUAUUGUUGACUUCAAAUCAGCCACAUGUCAUGGACUUACACCAGUCUGAAAGAGACAUUUCAAAUCUACAACUAGCAUCCAAUCCAUGCCAAAUCCAAACAGAAAGUCUAAGCAGACCAAGUUCUUCGAUAAUGGUCAAGCAUUCAAACGUAUCUAAAAACAAUGAAAUAAAUAUAAGCAAUGUUAGAUUACCACUGUUAAAUCUUCAUACUAAUCCUGUGCAAAGACUAAGUUUGGGCAAUAAACAGCUUAGCAAAACACAAUUUGACUCUCGUAAAGACAUUUCAAAAUCAGACAUUUCUUCAAUAGUGAAUAAUCAAACAUCUGCACCAGUUGUUACUUCUGAAAAUAAUGCUACAACAAUGACUAGUCCAAAUGAAAAUAUAUCAAGCCAUACGUUAAGUGCCAUUAUGAAAUCAGGGGUUCUCUUUCCUGUAUUAAAUAAAGAGUUCACAAGUCAGUCAGCUUCUGACAAUCAGGUGAAUCAACAGUCAAUUCACGCAGCUGAGAAUAUGAAUACACAAGAAAAUAGCCUAGCAUUGACAGAUGUUCACCAUAGGCAGGUAACUGAGAUAAACCAGUCAUCUAUUGAAAGUGUUGACACAUCCAACCAAACCAAUUUAUUAUCAGUAGAUACACAGGUGAUUAAACAGCCAGAUGUUUCAUUCAGUAUGACAACACAAACGAAUGGGCAAACAUCUAGUCAAGUAUUGACAGGGGUUCAGAUUGGGAACCAAAGAAUAGAAUCACAACAGGCAAGUCCUGUUUUAGUUUCCUCACUGACAGAUAAACAAGGAACCAGUCCAGUGUUGGUUGCAGAUGUAAAUAAACAUUCAGAAUCAAAUAAUCAAGAUUUAGAAGUAUACAAAGAAAUUGCUGUUAACACAUUGCAAUCAUCUGACAAUAUUGAACCAGAUAUUAUUCAAGUAUCACCAUCAUCAACUCAAAUUCUGAACAGCAAUGAAAGUACAGGAGAGACUUCAGAAAAUACUAAUAUAGGUUGCUGUGAUAGUCAAAAAUGUGGGGUAACAGUAAUUCCAGGAACUCAUGAAGGUCUUAAAAAAUGCUGCAAUGCUGUAGUUCCAAAAAAAAGAAAAAGACAUUUUGAAACAAAGCAUACUUUAUCGUUGAGAAAUAAGCUUAUGCGUAGACUCUCUGAUUCAAAUACCAUCAGGUCAUGCCGCAGUAGUGACAAAAAGAACAGUGGAACUAUUUUUAUAGACCUUGAACCCAAUGAGGAUGGAACACUGUCUCAAAAAUCUAACACAAGUAGUGAUGAUAUGGCUUUCCCUGCAGCUGUCAGCGGGAUUGGCUAUGAAGUGUCUGGAUUAUCUAGAGACAGUGGUAGUUAUCUAAACAGAUCAAAAGGGAAAGGAUCUGUCAUUCUUCCUCCUGGAGCUGUGUUCUCUAUACCCAUUUCUUAUUCACUCAGCACUCAAAACGAUGGAUCAUUGAGACCAUUAAUUAUAUCCAAGCACACAUUCCAGACAGAGGCAUCUACAGUCAGUCAGAGUACUGCAUACACAGCUAACAAAUUAACUGAAACCAUAUCCAACAGAUUUAGGAUGGGAACUGAAAAUGUACAAGCAAGGGAAGGUGACAUGGAGAAAUCAGUUAAUUCAGCUGCAGAAAACGAUGGAUCCGUUAACAGGUUGGAGAUUGACUUAAAUCACAGCGAAGAUGGCGAACAGAAUCCAUCAAGGAAAAGACGUUAUCCAACUUCCAGACCAUUCAAGUGUGAAAAGUGUGACAGUGCAUUUAACCAAAGAAUUCAUUUAAAAAAACAUAUGAGUAAACAUACAGGUGUGAAACCAUUUAAAUGCCAACAGUGCAGUUAUUCCACUGUAGAAAGAAGUCAUCUCAAAGUUCACAUAAGAAUUCACACAGGAGAAAAACCAUUUAAAUGUACAUAUUGUGAGUAUGCAACAGCUCAAAACAGUACACUGAAGAUCCACUUAAAGAGGCAUCAUAAACCAUCACAGGGUGCUACAAAUAAAUCACCUACCAGUGUUUAAACUUUUAACAGAUGCAAAAAGCGUGUGCUCUAAGGGACAUAACUUAAGGCUCACUAAGGGACAUUACUUAAGACAAGUGGUCGGCUGGUUAUGGGAUUCAUCAUAACAGAAUACCACCUACACAGUUACAGAACUCUGGUUAUAAAUCAAGACAUCAUCACAAAGAAGACAGAGAAAAUCAAGCAGAUAUAUAUAUGCUAAUAUCAUAGAAAUUACAUUAACCAUCAAUUGUUUUUGUUACCAUUUUAUGAAUUACAUGUAUUUAGAUGUAAUUAAUCAAUUUUAAUACUUGGGAGAACGGGUUAACUACAAAUAUCAAACUUACAUGGUUUAAGGCUUCUUCACUGCUUUAUGUCAUUACUCCAGAUUUCUAGAAUAAGAUGGGGUAGAAUUCUGAAGUGAAGGCAUGUACUGGUAUUUGAAAACCAUUGAAAUGUUCCACAGUUUAAAUGACUUGUAGAAUGUAUAAAACACCAUUUUAAUCAUUUGCCACUAACUUUUCACAUGUUAUUUGCCCAUAAAUGAAAACAUGUGAAGCUGAUUGGCCAAUAUGUUAUAUAUGAAGCAUUAUUUAUAUAAUUUUACUUUAUGAUUUGAAAUAAAAAAGCAAGACAUCAUUUUUCAACGUUUGCUAAGAAAUUCAGCUAGUUUUCUAUCUGUAUCUUAUGGUGAUGAAGAAGUUGAUUAAAAUUCAGUACAAGCCGUGUCCUGCACAGUAAAAUCAAUUUGAAUUGUCCACACUCUUUUCAAACACAGGAACUCAUCCUAAUGAAAAGUAUUUGGAAGUUCCAGAAAAACACAUUUAUAUCUACCUUUUCAUAGUAUAAGAAAUCAGAUUAUUUAUGAAACAUCCUCAAUGGAUUGUUGCCUUAUGUUUUUAUGACUUGGAGAUAAUUUUGAAAUUGUAAUCUGCAGUAACAAAUUAUUGUUAAUUUUCAAGCAUGUUAUAAGACUUAAAUUUUUGUAAGUUCAUAGCCUUUAUAGUUAAAUGGGCUUUAAGAUUAUGAAUAUCAAUUGAUAGAUAUGAACUAUAAUUUUCUCUGCAAUUUCGUUUAACUCCAAAAUCUUACAAGACAUUAAUGUGUAUAGCUUUACUGUAUUUCAACUUUAUGACAAUUAUUUGUUAUGCUUUUAUGUCAUCAUUCUAUAAUAUUUUUAGUUCCAACCAUUUUUGGUUGCCUGUUUUAUACAUAGGUACAAUAUAUGUGAUCAUCAUAGACAAAAUAGACAAUUCCAAUAUGUGCCAAUUCAUAUAAUUUGAACCACUGCUUUGUUUGAAACAGGAAAUGGGAAGAAGAAUAACUGUAAAUUAAGAAAUUAUUGCAAAAUUUUUAUUAAUGUGAAUAACGCGACUUCUUGAGUACAUAUAUCUGUAUGUAGCUUUUCCUAUAAUCGCAAUAAUUAAAGUCACAUUUUUGUUAAUUCUUCAAAACUUGCAAUAAUAAAUGCACACAAUAAUUUCUGAAUUUACAGUAUUGUGUAUUCGCUCUCUUACUUGUCUGCCUGUCAAACCUGAAGUAUUUUGUAUUUGGGUAAAACACUAUUAAUAUUCAGAUAGAACCUUUUUAUUGUCAAAACACUUAUGUGUGAUAAUAUCUAAAGAUCUGAACAGAGAUAGAUUUCCAUAGGAAAAUCUUGUUAUAUUAUUUGUUAAUGCUUGGAUCCUCUGUAAAAUUAUUUGCUUACAUUUUGUGUAGCUUUAUUUGAAAUAGAAGUUUGCACUAAUGUUUUUGUACAAACAUAUUUUUUUUAAAUCUCCCUACUAAAAAAUUAUUUAAUUAUUAUUACACAAUGUCAGAGGUGAGGAUUUUUAAAACUUUUAUCAACUAACAAAUAACAGCAAUGAACCAGAAUAUCUUUUUUUUUAUGUCUAUCUCAUUAUCUAUUUUAUAUAUUGUAAUGCCUACAUUUUGGUUUCAGGACUAAAUCCGUUCAGUCAUGUACAAUAUCAUAAUAAAACUUGGUUUGAUAAUGCCCUAGGAGAAGACCCUAUUGAUUUUGAGGUCAAAGGUCAAGGUCACAGUCACAACAGCUAUUUAUCAUGUUAUGGACUGAAAUUAUGGCAAAAUUUUAGUUCUGGAUAAUUUUUAACCAUAUGUUGGACUUUUACAAAACUUUAGAUUAAGAAUGUUCCUUAUAAAGAAGAAAACCCAUAUUGAACUUUUGGCCAGUAGGUCAAGCUUACAGUGCAAUGUAAUGACAAAAACUCAAUUUUGAGGUCAC
Molecule: messenger RNA, 4913 nt
Organism: Mytilus californianus (California mussel)
Lineage: Eukaryota; Metazoa; Mollusca; Bivalvia; Mytilida; Mytilidae
Product: hunchback-like protein
Exons: 5
Coding region: 288-2690 (800 amino acids)
Biological process (GO): regulation of transcription by RNA polymerase II
Cellular component (GO): nucleus
Molecular function (GO): RNA polymerase II cis-regulatory region sequence-specific DNA binding; DNA-binding transcription factor activity
Source: RefSeq, a predicted model, not a curated record